AUGGCCUCUCAACAUACUCCCUCCAAGACACCCUCGCGACGCGUACUUGGCGACCUCACCCCAAAAGCCAUAAAUACACCCUCUACCCCAAAGGCCUACGAAGCAUCCGAAGUCACUCGAGCCCAAAGCCCACUGAAGCAAGUCACGACGCACACUCCAACCAACCCUGUCGGCAAAGAAAACCUCAUGACUCCUCAGACCAAUUCGAAUAGCAAGAAGAGGGGCAUAGAAGAGGUUGACAGUGCUGAGUCUGUCGAGAGUGUAAAGAUGCUUGCUCGUGCCCGUGACGAAGGUCUUUCCAACACUGGCACGCCCCUCACCUCCGACGCUGUGCAGAAACACACGGUAGAUAAUACACCAUACCUCACGCGUCUUCACGCCACUGACAAUUCCAAGGAAAACAACCCCAUCGGCCUCACAGACCCAGGAUCACCCACCGAACGCGCCACACCAACACCAUCGCCCGAACCAGAGCCUCUGCAAGCCUCGCAAAAAAGCAACCAGUCAUUUUCUGACCUUCUCAACUAUGAUUUGUGUGCCAGCCAGAAGAGUGAACAUGGAGAACGUGUAGCCAUGCCGACGGCUGCCCCCACGUCAGCAGUCGCAGAAGGAAAGAGGAGGUCGCGUGCCGAACAAUUGCGAACGCGCCUCAAGUUCGGAUUGUAUAAGAUCAGGACGAACCAGGUCUCCAAGCGCGACGCGGAUAUCAUCGGUCCUUACGAAGCCCGCGCCUCUUAUUCAUCAGACGCGCCCAACGCGUCGAGAUCAACAGCCAUGGCGUCUUCCGGCGAGUCUCUAGGCGCUUACCGCGUACCCAACAUCACUGUAUCAUCCCCGCGACGCGACCAAGGGCCUGUUUUUGUGCAAGCGAAUCUAGAUCCUUUCCGUCCAAUCAGUAAACUUGGUCCCGCACCGGUCCAUUUCGCCAUACCCCAAGGCAAUACACCCGCAUCAUCGCGUAUGGUACCUGGUUAUGUACUUUCUUCCUCACCACCCGGACCUCACAUGUCCAAUUCUAUAGCUCCUGAUCAACUUUCCUCACCCAUACGACCUAGGAAUUACUACCAAUCGCCCUCCGACUCUAGGAUAGGAAUGGGCGAACACGAUGCGGAGCGCAUCAACGUACGGGAAGAGGACCCACACUAUAGACUCCAGAGACUCAAGCAACAGCAGUACAGCUUAGCUCGCAGUGUCGGCGGUGUAAAGGGUGAUGCGGCAGAAGGCUUGCUACAGCUCAUGCAAGACUCGCGGUAG
Alternaria atra is the source of this 1254-nucleotide messenger RNA. RefSeq lists its product as uncharacterized. The record is from RefSeq and is a predicted model, not a curated record. The transcript has a single exon. Lineage: Eukaryota; Fungi; Ascomycota; Dothideomycetes; Pleosporales; Pleosporaceae. The coding region runs from base 1 to 1254 and encodes 417 amino acids.